GGCGAGUAUGGGCUUGCUGUGUGGAGACGUUUAUUUUUACGUCUGUAUUUGCCGGCCCGGCUGCGUAGGGUGAGCUUGCUACGUCUGCUGCCAGGUUUUUGUUCUGAAGUGCAACUCCGCGGGCUGCAGGCCUUCAUUUGAGGGGUGCGGAGGGGAGGAAGCGCCGAAAAAAAGAGCUAGGAGAUAAUGAGCAGCAAACGCCGCGAGGGUCAGCGACUGCUGUCAGCGGAGCGCGCCCAGCAGAGCAGCAAACGGAGCCGGCUGGGCGCGUCAUCCUCCCCCCGGCUCAGGGACCUGUCCGGUGCUGAAAGCGGCGGCCGCGCCAGCUCCACUCUUCCUACUUGGAUGCGCCUGUAUUUCUACGGGAUGCACGGGAUCACGCUGGACGUCCUGCUGUCCUCCGUGCAGCGCUUCGCGCGGACCAGCGAUCCGAAGAUGCUGGGUUACUCGUCGCCCUACCUCGCUGUGCUCCACUCGCUCUCCCACCUGGCCCUGGAGAAACUCUACCUGCAGGGAAGGAACUUCCAAGGGCGGCCCGUGGUCUUUCACCUGCUGCUCUACCCCUCGGUCUACGUGGGCUUGCAGAGUCUGUUGUCCACGCUGGCGGAGGGCUCGGGCUCCUCGCUGCUCACCCUCCUGCUGCACUAUCUCCUCGCCCUCUACGACUCGCAGCUCUUCCUCAAGGGCUUCCUCCGCCUACAGUGUUGCUGCCGCCGAGCUCGGCUGCCCGAACGUUUGCCCUCGCCCCGGGGUCUCCCCGGCUCCCUGCGCUUUGUCUUUUACGGGAUGCACGGAUUCUUGGACGAGAUCUUCUUCACGUCCAUGUUCAACCUGGUGGAGAACUCGGACCGCAGGCUAUCGGGUCACACGUCGCUCUGGUCCUUCCUCAUGUACGGCAGCUGCAGCUUCGUGGUGGAGAAGCUCUACUUCUAUCUGUACUACCGCCUCGGCUGGACCACUUGGCAGAGGUUGCCCGUGUACAUCCUCUUCAUCUACACCUGGGAAUUCACCUGGGGACUGGGGCUCCGCCACUACGACGCUUGUUCCUGGGAUUACUCUCACUAUCCGCUCAACUUCAUGGGCCUCGUCACCCUAAUGUACCUGCCUGGUUGGAUCGUGCUCAGUUACUACCAGGACGUGUUGUCUAACGUGUUACUACGUGUGCAGUGUGCCAAGAGCAAAAGCUCCAAGACAGUCUGCAGCAAUGGCAAAAGCAAAGAAUCCUGACUCAAGCAAGAAGCUGAUUUUUUAGUACAUCUGAAACUAACGGGAGUUUUGAUAACGAUUGGGAUAUAUUUUAAUAAACGGCGGAGAGUUAUGAUUAAAUAUUUAGCUUUGCAUAAGACUGAUAAAUAUUAACGAUCAUCAAAUUGAUUGCAAGCCGGCUUCCAGCGGACGCAUGUUCCCUUCCAUUGGUAGCAACUCUCCAAUUGUAAUUGUCCGUCCAUACUCUCACGGCCCACGGUGUUCAAGGUGUGCGUGUUGUGGCUAUAAUUCCAGAAUCUGCUGAGUUCUGUACUUACAGUAUAACCAUCACAUUAUCAUGCGUUCAACAUCAGACAUUGCUUGCAGUAGUGUUGUAAAUCUCACGUUGAGUAGGUUUAGUUUAAAAAAUAGCAACCGGGGAAGAUCUUUGCCAGCCAAGCUGCCUGGGGCAUUGAAACCCAAUUUGAAAAUCAUUUAUUCCCUGCCAUAUUGAUUAACAGCACAAAGAAUUGCUAAAAAUAUUUUUAAAAAACAGAUCAGUAGUUAGUCAAUCAGAAUGGUGCUACGAGAGACUUUCUUAACACCUCAUGGAUGAGGCGAAGUGAAUCCCAACUGGAUCCAAAAUGACCAAUCCAACCCAACUUGGAUGCGUAGGGUGCACAUUUAGGUGAAUUUGGGACGUUCUCCAGUGAAUAAUGGAAGCACUAUUUCCUAUGACUGUACCAUGUGUUUUAUACACUUGACGGUAUUUGUAAUCAGCCACAUUUAGGGGGCUACAGAUGAGUUUUUUUUAAGGCAAUGAAACCCAAUCCCUUUGAGAGCCACACCUUUAUUCUAAUACUCUAAAUGCUACAAUUUGUAAUUCCAAACAAAAGAAUUGUAUGUAUAUUAAUUUUUAAAUGUUUGAUUGUUCUUAGGCUAAUUUUAUUAAACAUAAUUGAAGGUAGAUUGUGAAAUCUCCACCUCAGCUGAAAACUUCCUCAAAUCACUGUUUUUGUAUUGGUCUAUAGACAUCAAUAUUGUUUCUCUAACAGAUGUUAACCACACCAACUAUACUUUAGUACUGUACUUUUGUGGAUUUAUUUGAAGGAUACAUAUAUCUUUUUUUGCAAUAUUGUUUGAUAACAACCAUAUGUCACUGUGUUAUUACAAUACUUAAGUUAAAAAAUCUCUACAAUUUUGGCUUCAGUACAGAGAAUAAAACAAAUAUAUAUGAGACUGUAAACAUGCUAAGGCCACAGUUUAAAUCUGUACAUUUGUGUCAGGAAGCAUAAACAGAAAUUAAUCCAUAUAUUUAUUUCUUAUUAAAACAUUGUUAUUCAUAGCUGAAAUAGUGUGAAGUUUGUAUUCUGCGGGUGCCGCCACACUCAUCAUUGCAGAGCAUCCAGGACUUCCAUAUUCAGUCAGUUUGGGAAUUCCAAUGGAUUAAUUAGAGAUUUGUGCAUUAAAUAUUCCAGCAUGAUUUCACACUGCCCAAUAUAAUGCUUUAUUUCCUCUUUCGGUUCCUUAAGGUUGUUAUAACCAGGGUGACAAUGGGGACAAGCUCCCCACCACCGAUUAAAUGCUCCCAAUGGCGUGUGCCUCAAAUAGGCUCUCACAACCAAGUCCAGCUCCUGGCCUUCACAUGUGGCUUAGCUACUAAGCCCAGCAGAACUGUUUCUACUGACAGGAGAAGGGGCAAAGGCAGGUUACUGGCACCUUAAAACCAGUCGCUUCAGGUAGAUGGGGCUUGUGAGCUGUGAUUGACAGCUCAUUUAGGAGAAGGAAAACUCAUCUCAAACCUCCGCUGCCUUCUGGCUAUACACACUCAUGGGGAAGGCUUCGGGAGUAAACCCAGAGGGAAAUAUCCAGAGCUAGAGUCCCAAAGGCAGUCCUACUGGAAACUCCUGCGAUGCUACUGGUACUAAACUUUGUCUGUCUCUGCCAUUCCUUUGAGUUCAUCAGAUGCGUGGAGAGGGGGAGCUUGCUACAUGGGCAACAGCUUGCUCUCCAAAUUGUACUACCCAGGCUUGCAUAUCCAGACAGCUAAGACAAUAUCCAUGGUCAACUUUGACCAACAGAAGUCUCAAACCUCAGAUUUCCUCCUCAUGCCUCUGAUUAUAUCCAGUUUUUUUUUAAUACAAGGAAAUAUGCAAGGCUGAUAAAUCUACAAUUCACAGACAUCAGGGAUGUUUUUUUUUCAAGUCAAAUUCAGUAGAUAUUGUAAACUUUACAAAGGCAUUUGAUAAGGUGCCACACCAAAAGGACUGGAGAAGGCAAAAACUCAAAGUUUGGGGGGAGGGGGUAGGGUGGAUUGGUGUUUGGUAAUGAUGGAGCCUGUUAAGAUACUAGGAUAAGAGAGUAUAGGCUUGUUAUUUUCAGGUUGAUGAGCUUCAACAAUUGGGAUAUUGUAAGGAUCAAUGGUAGGAUCAUAACUACUCAGACCGGCAAAAGUGCAUGGAUAUGUCCUUUGAUGGUACAUACAGAGCCUGUUCUACAAUUAUCCUGGGCUUCCUUGUCAGAAACUGAGAACUUGCUGUUAAGAACAUGUGUUAACUGAUGUAACAGUAAUCCUGUGUUAAAACAACAUUGGAAUGAUGGCUAAUCAUUCUUCAUUCCAAAGGUUUGAUUAAGAAGAAAGACUUGUAAUCAAUUUUAAUGACUUGGCUGAAGGAACAGAGUGUAGUCGCUGUAGUCGGGGUUUAUGAUGAUGUGAAGUGGUAAAAUGUGACAGACAGAAAUAUGUAAAUAAGCCAGAGAAUGGGUAAAAUUUGCAGAAGGGAUAUCCAUUUUGUUAGGAGAAUAGGAAAAUGUGCUCUUUAAAUAGUUCUACUCAAAGCUGCAAUAGAGAGAUAUCUGGGUGUCUUCAUUCAUGAAGCACAACUUAAGCAUAUAGAUACAAGCUGCAAAAGGAAGUACAAUGCUAACCUCUGUAUAAUUAAGGCCAGUUUAUAAAUAUCUUGAAUGUAACUGUACUGUUUACAAGUAAUUGACACUGUUUACCUCAGGUCACCUUGUUAUUGGAGACACACACUUGCAUUGGAGGUACCUCACAGGUUCACUUGGUUAAUUUCUGAGAUGAGGGCAUUGGUUUCUGAGCGAAGUCUGAAUAGCUAGAGCCUAUACCCAUUGGUUUAAAAAGACCGAUAAUAUCACUGAAGUAUAUAAUAUCCUGAUGGGAUUUGGCAUGAUGUACUCCUUCAAGGGGAAAUCUAAAAUUGUGGGGGUGGGGAGAAAGAGAGAUUAAACUUCAGAAUAAGGAGCUAUCCAGUUCCUACAAAGAACAGGAGAAAUUUAUUGUCAAGGGAGAUUUCAAAUCUUUGGAAUUCUUUACCUGAGAGAUCUAUGGAGUCUGAUUCACUCAAUCAUAUUCAAGGUCCACUUUGAUUUCUGAUUUACAGUGGAGUCAAGGUUAAAUCUACAGAUGAGAGAGUGGAGCUGAGAUUAAGUCAGAUGUGUUUCCUUGAAUGGAGGAGCAGGUUUAGAGAGUCAUAUCAUGUUCUCCUGUUUCUUAUUUUUAGGAAUUUGAAAGGUUUGGUUGGCUUAUAGAUCCUAGAUUGUAAAUAUUCAACAUGCAAGCUAUUUGGUUCAUAUAACAUUCUAUAAUAACUAUUUCAAUUUUAAAAUAGGCAGAAUAUAAAUUUAACCUGUGGUCAAAAUAUAUAUAUUGACCACGCCGAUCAGAAAUCUGAAUUUGCUGAUGACUGCUGACCUCUUUGCAGAGUUCUCAGUCUCCUUGACAAAAAAAAACGAUGUCAUCUGAAUAAAAAGGCUGCAUUACCAAACUGUAAAUGAACAGUCAACCUGUCCUUACAAAAUCAGGUUAGUGAGUGGAUGAUGUUAAACAUCAGUAUUGGAUAAAACUAAUUCUGUAACACAUAGCAAACCCUGAAAAUAACAGAAUAAAUUUGCACCUAAUCCACUGUUCCACAAAUUCAUCACCUCAUUUUGAACGUGUUUGUUCCCAUUAACUAAAAAAUUGUCUUCUGUAUUUGCUUAAUCCUGUAAAAAUAUACAGAUUUUCAGAACUGAAGCAAUCAACCACAAGAAUCCAGUCUCUACUUGAAAUAACAGUACUUAAGAUUCAUCUCAGUUUUUUUUAAUAGCAUUACAUUUCAUUAUGUUAUCAUAGAAUUUAUAAGUUUAGUCUGUAAAUAUACACAAACUUUUCUACCACGACUAUCAAGGAAAUAAAAAUUACUGAACUUUAAAAAACAAGUUGUUCCAGUCAGCAACAGUGUGAAAUACCCAGACAUAUUGCAGUGGCAGAUGCACAUAAACGUUAGGUGGAAUAUUGAGCAAUACAAGGUCAUCCUUUCAAUAUAAAAGCUGAUCAAGAAUAGGGCCUAUUGAUUGCUAGUAUGUUAGAUUCUUGGUUAGAAUUAUACACCAUGGAAGGAAACACUUUGAUUGAUUCUGAUCAUGGGGACUCUUGAAAGAACUACCAAUUGGUUCAAGUCCCCAGUGCUGGACAAACAAUAGAGAACAAACGAGACUACAAAGUCCAACUGAUCCAUGUUUGGAUCUUGUACUCCCAAUGGGCCACCUCAAACCCUACUACUCCUAAGUCUCCUUGUAUUAGCAUUCUAUUUCUUUCUCUCUCAUCAAAUGCUGCUUGUUUCGAAAUACUUUGACAUUUUAGUUAAUACAAGAUUAUAUGAUACAUACUGCAGCAUAAUUUGAGAGAAUACAUAGUGCAUAAACCGGCAAAAUGAAAUGUACAUUAAAAUUAUUUCAGAAAAAUAUUCAAAAAGUGAUUGGAAAUUGAAAUUGUAUUUUGCAGAAUGACUGUAACAAUGCAUUGGACUGAAAGUGUUACGCAACUAUAAUAGAUCAGAUUGAAAGCAUGAUUCUGGUAGUAGAGAAAUACGAAGUUCACCAUUUAAAAUUGAGUAUAAGCAUAUUAUCACAGUAGUUACAAUGCAAAUUUACUGAUGUUUUAAUAUAAAUAUGCUGAACAAGAAGAGCUUAGAGGUCCAUCUUUAUCCAGUUAUUGUGAAUAUGAUCUAAAAUAUGUUCUAUAUAGAUAUGAGAGUCGGUUGAAUAGGUGGUGUUCCUGCAGAAGCAACUUGCAGGCAUGAAAGAAGAACAUGAGCAAUAAACCCAGCAUUUUACUGAUGUAUCCAGUUUAAAAUUUACAUGCCACAGCACUUAGUAAUAAAGUUAAAUUUCAAUUACAACAAGUAAUUUUACUGAAGAAUUGGAGAUGUUCCAGGCUUCAUGGAAUUGUUGUAAUGGUUCAAUCAAAUCAUCAAAUUUAUUUAAUUACUAAACUGAAAAAUGUAAUUGACAAAUUGUAUAAAGCAAGUUAAACACAUUGCAUCUGCACCUUGUAGAAGGGGUUCCCAACCAUUUUCAUGCCAUGGACCUCUACCAUUAACCGAGGGGUCUAUGAACUCCAGGUUGGGAACUCCAGUAAGUGACAUGAACUGCAACUUGCUGCUUGGGUCCUGAAAAUGAGCUUCUAACCCUUAAAAAAAAGGAAAUUCAUUCUCAACAUUAACUGCAGUUAUUUUGAAAUUUCAACACCUCAGAUUUUGCACAUUUAUUGAGACUUUAUCCUCUUUAAUAAAUCAGAAUGUUCAUUUAAAAACUUUUAAGGAUGCAUUAAAUAAAAAUCUAUAAAAUAUAAAACAGUGCCUUAAACUGUUACGGUGAUUUAAGCAUAAAGUAAUUUAAUUGUUUUAAAAAUGUUGGCAAUUAUUUGUUUUACUAUUGAAAAGGAAUGAAGAAAUCUUAUUGAACAGAAAACUAUUCAGCUUUCAGAACAGGAAAUUCUGGCACUAGAAAUGUUAUCCAUUUUCAGUAAACUUUCCCUCCCGUCUUUCUAAAAUGGUAAGCACCUUUCACUUAGUUGAGAUAUUGUGUUCAGUAAACAUCAAACAUCAGCUUGUAUGCUACAAAUUCAAAAGCCAUUCCAACCAAACACAAUCCAGUUUGAUAUCAGUGGAAUGCUAAGUAAGUGCUAGAUUGUCACAGGUCUUAUAUUUUGGAUGAGACUAACCAAGGCACUCCGUCAAGAAUCAAGAUCGCAGCUGUUUAAUGAAUGAGGGCAUUCUCCUGAGCCCAAACCAUUAAUUUUCCCUCAACUAGCAUAACUAAACUCAAAUUAAAUGUCUUUGUUGAAAGGAAUCAGUAAGACAGAAUGGAAUGAAACAAAGAUUUUGUAAGUAUUGAACUGACAUAUUUCAUUGUAGGUCAACAGAUGAUUGUCCUACUAAUACUGCAAUAAACAAUUUUUACAUUGGCAAAAACGUUCUUAAGUCUGGUGAUAUAAGAGACAGCAAAAACUGAAAUCUGGAGUGAAAAUUAUGGUCAAACAACAGGAAUUCUGCAGAUGCUGGAAAUUCAAGCAACAUACAUCAAAGUUGCUGGUGAACGCAGCAGGCCAAGCAGCAUCUAUAGGAAGAGGCGCAGUCGACGUUUCAGGCCGAGACCCUUCGU
Mobula hypostoma (lesser devil ray) is the source of this 7629-nucleotide messenger RNA. It is a transcript of the gene tmem229a, whose product is annotated as transmembrane protein 229A. The transcript has 2 exons. The coding region runs from base 187 to 1227 and encodes 346 amino acids. The record is from RefSeq and is a predicted model, not a curated record. NCBI's taxonomy places the organism in Eukaryota, Metazoa, Chordata, Chondrichthyes, Myliobatiformes, Myliobatidae.